This is a messenger RNA of Cyanidioschyzon merolae strain 10D, 1641 nucleotides long. Its product is annotated as N-myristoyltransferase. Lineage: Eukaryota; Rhodophyta; Bangiophyceae; Cyanidiales; Cyanidiaceae. Gene Ontology annotation, cellular component: cytoplasm. Gene Ontology annotation, molecular function: glycylpeptide N-tetradecanoyltransferase activity. The transcript has a single exon. Gene Ontology annotation, biological process: N-terminal peptidyl-glycine N-myristoylation. The record is from RefSeq and is a predicted model, not a curated record. The coding region runs from base 1 to 1641 and encodes 546 amino acids.
AUGCGUCAGCCAGGAGAAUGUGUUCAGCGACUCGAGCUGCAGCGAAACUGGCGACUUUGCAGCGUUCGCGGACCGAAAAAGAGCAGAAACGCUUGUUUGAUGGAAGCGUCGAAAAGCGAUCACGAAGCUUCUGGAAACGGUGAAGACAAGGCAGCUGCGGUUACCGAUGAAGAGCCUUGCAUAGGGACGCACACGGAGCGCCAGGUCGGCACUGCUGGGACGCAGCCUGAGCAAACUGACCAGAACGGCGCCUCUUCAGGUGGUUCACCGGACACGGGUACCCCGCUUUCUGCGUACGGUCUGCAUGUGCCGGACAUUGCAGAGCGGUUGGCGAAGGCUUUAAGUCUACGGAGCACCGCUGCAGGCACCGACGCUUCAACCGCGCUCAGUGAACAGCAGCUGAGACUCGAGCACCAGGCGCCCGAAGCGCCGCCUCAACAGCAGCGACACCAGCAUCGUUUUUGGUCCUCACAACCGGUACCUCAGUACAACGAGACCUGUGUGACGUGUGAUGGACCCAUUGACGAGCGUCCCCGCUUGGACCCGGCGUCAGUGCCGGAGGCGCCGUACCCGUUGCUUGCCGGGUUCUCUUGGUGUGAACUCGAUAUCAGUGCCGAAAGCGAUAUCCAGGAACUGUAUGAACUGCUUCGUUCAAACUACGUCGAAGACGACGAUGCCCAGUUUCGUUUCGACUAUUCGCCUGCGUUUCUGCGUUGGGCGCUAUCACCACCAGGUUGGAAACGUGUCUGGCAUGUUGGCGUUCGCGUGAGCACGAGCUCCAAACUGGUAGCCUUCAUUGCCGCAGUGCCGGUAACCAUGCGACUUCGAGAUGUCAAAGCUCUUGCUGUCGUCGAGGUGAACUUUCUCUGCAUCCAUAAGAGGCUUCGGCACAAACGACUGGCCCCUGUGCUGAUCCGCGAAAUCACCCGACGAGCGCACCGCCAAGGCAUCUACCAAGCGGUAUACACGGCGGGUACGCUGCUUCCCAGGCCGCUGGUUACCUGUCGCUAUUGGCAUCGCUCGCUGGAUGCCCGAAAACUGAUUGAGUGCGGUUUUAGUAGAUUACGACCUCGCAUGACCAUGAAACUCACUGAAAGACUCUAUGCGCUUCCGGAGAAACCGCUACACCCGGACGUGAUGCCCUUGGAACGAAGGCAUUGCGCAUCGGCUCGGGCACUGCUCUCUCAGUACUUGGAAACGCACACCAAAUUCCAUCCAUGCUUCUCAGAAACCGAGUUUGAACACUGGUUUUUGCCACGCGAUGACGUCAUUUACAGUUUCGUGCGCGUGCAGCGAAACACCAGCGCCACCGGUACCUCAAACGAACGCGUCACCGACCUCAUUAGUUUCUACUCACUCCCAUCGAGCGUGAUUCACAGUAGCAAACACCGCACCCUGCGAGCAGCGUAUUCCUUCUACAACGUAGCGACGAGUUGCUCGUUUCAGGACCUCAUGCAAGAUGCCCUUAUUCUCGCGAAAAAUGCAGGAUUCGAUGUUUUUAAUGCACUGCACUUGAUGGAAAAUCGAGAGGUUUUCGAUCAGCUCAAAUUUGCACCGGGUGAUGGCGAACUCCACUAUUAUGUGUAUAACUGGCGGACGAGUGUUUUGCGGUGUGAAGAAAACGGAUUGGUCAUGCUGUGA